Messenger RNA from Aureobasidium musti, 327 nucleotides. The record is from the annotation of a GenBank genome assembly. NCBI's taxonomy places the organism in Eukaryota, Fungi, Ascomycota, Dothideomycetes, Dothideales, Saccotheciaceae.
AUGACUACAUAUCUCUUGUUCUGCACUGCCGAAGUCUCUACGGAGACGAUCAACAAACUUCUCAAACAGCCAGAAAUAAACUGUUUUGUAUUAGCUAGAGACCCUUCACAAACCUGUUUCGAUCACUGGCGUACCAAUCCGCCAAUUUCGCCGUUCAAAAAUGGCUUUCUGGGUUGGAGCGCAUCCCAGAUCCAGCAGUAUCUCCGAGAUCAACUCUCAGAAUCUGCUUUAGAUCCGCAAACAAACAUCACCGGAGAGGAAUUUGCUAUACUUGAUCAACGAAGCAUCGAGGAUGAGACAGUGCUUAUCUACCAACUGCUAGACGAA